AUGGGAUCAUACAAACCAACACCAUCAGAGUGGACUGUUGAGUCGGCUUUGUCCGCUUUAGCCUACAAGCCACCGAAGUCACCAACCUCGCCCAUUCCAUUCUUCCAUCUCUUAGGGCUACUCAAGACGACAAAACGAGAAGGCUGGCAGCAGGUUGGAAUCGCCUCCGGAGAAUCAAUCGCAGAUCAUAUGUAUCGCAUGUCUAUUAUGACUAUGUUAUGCCCCCCAUCUUUGGCCUCAAAGCUCAACCUAUCGCACUGCGUCCAGAUGAGCCUCGUUCAUGAUAUGGCUGAAUGCCUGGUAGGAGACAUCACUCCGCUGAACAAAGAUAUCACCAAAGCAGAAAAGUCGCGACGAGAAUUGUUGACAAUGGAAUACAUCGGCAACUCUUUGAUCGGCGGUGCUCCUGGGGGUGCGUCGGCACAAGAAAAGCUCAUGGGGCUUUUCCGAGAGUAUGAAGACAACAUUACUCUUGAAGCCCAGUUUGUCCAUGACGUUGAUAAAGUGGAGAUGAUUCUGCAAGUUGUCGAAUACGAACGCUCCCAAAAGCGAGAUUUGUCUGAGUUCUAUCAUGUUGUUGGGGCAAUUCGUCUACCGGAAAUGCAAGAGUGGGCCACUGUAGUGUUAAAGGAACGCGAGGCCCUUGGGAUUUCUAGCAAGAAUUAG
This is a messenger RNA of Penicillium robsamsonii, 666 nucleotides long. Its product is annotated as HD domain-containing protein. Gene Ontology annotation, cellular component: cytoplasm. The record is from RefSeq and is a predicted model, not a curated record. The transcript has 2 exons. Lineage: Eukaryota; Fungi; Ascomycota; Eurotiomycetes; Eurotiales; Aspergillaceae. Bases 1 to 666 code for a protein of 221 amino acids. Gene Ontology annotation, molecular function: 5'-deoxynucleotidase activity.